AUGAUCCUCACUGCAUCUGCAGAUGAUCCUGUUUCCGUUCUGGCUUUGCGACGAUCCUGUCACAUGAGUAUCCUUCUAAAACGCGCGUGCAAUGCGGUCAAGCACCCUAUACCCAAGGCAAGGGUCACCAAUCCGAACCAUAGCCGCGAGGCCAACAUGAAACCGAGUAUCUGGCGAAUUCGAACUAUAUUACACAAGCACCUUCAUCCACCAGCCUUUCAAGGCAAGAUAAUGGCAUGGCUUAUACCUGUGGCCUAUGCGGGAGUUUGGGCAGUAUCGCAGUUCCUCGGUUCCGGUCGCAGCGCUCCCAAUCCAACUUAUGCUGAAAUCGAAGCCCGCAAGUCGGCUGAGAGAGAGCGGGAUAGGGCCAUUCGGGAGCUUGACAGUACGAGGGCGCAGGUGACGCAGCUCGUGCAAUCAAUGCAAUCAAUGCAAAGUAGGACCCUUCAGUUUCAGCAAGAAGCCAUAUCGGCUGCGGCAGCUGCGCAGCGGAAAACUCAGGAGCAAAUGAGGGCUAUGUUUGACGCCGAGAGAGCUGCAAAUGCGGCCCGUUUCGCCGCAGAAAACGCAGCACGACUUGCAACGGAGGAGGCCAAGAAGAAGGCCCAAGAAGCUGAGGCGGAGAGGCAGCGUACUCAAGCUGCUUUCGAAAAAGUCCAGAGAACAGCGGAGGUUUUGAAACAACACGCCGAGCGUCUUCAGAGGGCAGCUGAAGAAGAAAAGCGGAAAGCUGACGAAGCCGUCGCAGAGGCAGAGGUCGUAAAACAAGCAGCCGAGAACAAUGUUCGCGAGGCUACAGCUGCCAAGGAAGACGCUGAGAGGAGGCUUAGAGAGGGCAUCCAGCCUAUAUUAACGCCCACUCCUCAAGAAAUUCGUGCUGCCCAAGAAAAAAUUCAGUAUCAGGAGAAUUUAUUCCAUUUCGCUGUUGCUGGGAGGGCCGGUGGCGGAAAGUCAUCACUCGUAAAUGCAUUCCGCGGUAUGAGUAACCGUGCAGCUGGUUCCGCUCGGACUGGAGUCACAGAGACCACCCUUACAAUGGGAAGAUAUCCCGACUCUGACGAGCGGUGCCAACAUAUCUGGUAUGACCUUCCUGGAGCAGGGACGAUCAGGAUCCCGGAUUGGCAGUAUUUUAACGCGCAGGGACUCUAUGUCUUUGAUUGCAUUGUCGUCUUGUUCGAUAAUCGAUUCACCCAGACCGACAUCGCUAUUCUCCUCAAUUGCAGGCGCUUCAAAAUUCCCACUUACAUCGUCCGCUCAAAAGCAGACCAACAUAUUCGCAACAUCAUAAGGGAGAUUGGGGAAGACAGCGAUGACGAAACCGCCGAUCGGUCGCAACGGUCAACCUUGUACAUGACUGCGAGAGAGAAACUUGUCAACGAAACUCGCCGCAAUGUGAAGGAAAAUCUCGCUGAGGCGAAUCUACCUGCUCAAAAGGUUUACGUCGUUUCUAGUAACUGUCUACGAGCUGUGUCCAAAGGCGAGCAGCCUUCAAAAGUCAUCGAUGAAAUCCAACUGCUGAAUGAUUUAUACACGGAAGCGCAAGCUAGGCGAACUUUAUCACCCUCUCUGUUGAUGGUAUGGGAGCAUCAAAAACAGCAAGGCAAGCAAGCUACACGACUUCCUAAGGAUUCUGAGAUGCGGUUUCGAUCGCAGACAGUUCUGCGAAGGGUUACUCACAUAGCACUUCGAAAGCUUCAAAUUUCAUGCAGCCCGGAAACAGAAAUGCCGGCCAUCAGCUCCUUCAAGGCCUUACAUUAUGGGGAUUUAGCUAGUCUGACCAGGCGAGGUUUUGUGUGGCAGAAAACACCCGAUCUCCCUCCUGAGCCCUCGACUGAAAACCGGUCCGAUGGCUUUGCUCGGCGUCUCUGGAAGUCCACAACCCUGCUCAACGGCUCGCCAUCUAUCUACAUCACGCUACUCGGAGGUGAUUAUAACUCUAAUCCGAGUACGCUUGCGUGGGAUUCAGGAAGACAAGUUUGUUUUGACCACCGUUCUGCGGGCCCAUAUCUUGUUGCGAACGUCACGAAUUUGCUGGUUGUGUCGCAUUUCCCCGUUUGGUUUGUUCCGUAA
Molecule: messenger RNA, 2070 nt
Organism: Suillus bovinus
Lineage: Eukaryota; Fungi; Basidiomycota; Agaricomycetes; Boletales; Suillaceae
Product: interferon-inducible GTPase-domain-containing protein
Exons: 7
Coding region: 1-2070 (689 amino acids)
Cellular component (GO): membrane
Molecular function (GO): GTP binding
Source: RefSeq, a predicted model, not a curated record